Molecule: messenger RNA, 2647 nt
Organism: Doryrhamphus excisus (bluestripe pipefish)
Lineage: Eukaryota; Metazoa; Chordata; Actinopteri; Syngnathiformes; Syngnathidae
Gene: immt
Product: inner membrane protein, mitochondrial (mitofilin)
Biological process (GO): cristae formation
Cellular component (GO): MICOS complex
Source: RefSeq, a predicted model, not a curated record
AGAACGCAUGCGCACUAGGGCCUUCGUCUUUAUUUACUGUGCAUAUGGCCGCAAAAUAUUUCCAUACUUAAUUCAUUACUUGUAAUGAUUUUAAUGAUAUAUAAAUUGGUGUUUUGGCAGCAGCUCACUUCUGGACAGGACUAAAGGGAUUGGGGACCAUGCUGAGGGCUUGUCUCAGAGGUGCAAACUUUACACUCCAGAAGCAACAUGGGAGAAUCACGCUGCAACACUGCAGACAUUACACAGGUGGAGAUAGCAGCAGUGGUGCUGCCAAGGUGAUGACAGUGGGCUUGGUGACGGUCGGCGGUGGCAUCGGAGGAACCAUACUCUGCGCCAAAUGGGACCACAAGUUCAGAUCGGCAGUGGAGAGAAAUGUUCCCUAUUCAGAUUGGCUUUUGGGUCUUGCUUUGGGACCUCCUCCCCAAGAAACUGCACUUCCUUUCAAGAAACAGACUGAUUCGGCCCAGCCGCCGUCAAUGAUGGAUAGAACAAUGAAAAAAGCCAAGCCGGACAAGAAAGUGAAGGAUUCGUCAGAGAGUCCUAUGAAAGAAGCCAGUCUUCCAUCAGUACAACCCACACAGAGCCUGGAGGUCGGCGACAUCCCUGAGGAGGCCUCAGUGGAGGCGACGCAUAUCAUUUCAGCCAUCAGUGAAGUUCCAUCAGUUCCUGCUCCUUGUGACACUGAGGUGACACCACUCAAAGAGGAAUGCAAGGAGUGUCAUGGGCAUAAGCAGAGUCCGGAAACCGAGUCUCUCGCAGCAGUAGAAGCACUCAAAGAACGUCCCGUAGAAGAGGUGACGGCUCGACUGGCUCAACAAGACCAAGAAGAACAGGACAUCCUCGCAUUGGUGUCGGCUAAUCUUGAUGACUCACUGGCCAGCUCAGCUAAAGCUACACUGCAAGCCAUUGGUGCUCAGGAGGCCGCCCUUCAGGCCAUUACUCGACACACACAAAAACUGAAGGAAGCUAUGGAAGCAGAGGUUCCACCUCAGGAGAAGUCAUCCCAGUGGAAGGAUUUGGAGGCUAGUCUUGCCAAUAGAACAUCUGCUGAAGAAGAUGCCAGGACUGCUCUGCUGAAAGCUAACGAGUCUUUGGACAGUCUCAAGUCUGUCAUUGUCAAAUCCCAAGACAAGAAUAUCCCUGCCGUGCGCCCGCUCAUCUUAGCGGCAGAGGAGAAUCUCCACAAGAUGGCGGUGGACCUGGAUAAAGUGUGCAGUAGGGUUCAGUCUGCAGAGACGGAAGCUAAGAUCGUGUCUCAGUACAGUGAACUGGUUCAGGAAGCUAAACUACAAUUCCAGAAAGAAGUGAGCAGCCUUACUCCAGAGAUUCAAGCCAACUGGAAGGGACUCACUGGAAAGCUGUCAACUGAUGACCUGAAUGCGCUGAUCGCCCACGCGCACCGUCGCAUUGACCAGCUCAACCGCGAGCUUGCCGAGCAGAGAGUAAGGGAGCAGAUCCACAUCGAUGCGGCUCUGAAGCAACAGAAGAUGGAGCACCUGAAAUCCCGUGAAGAAAGCGUGAAUAUGUCCCUACAGCACAUCAAGGAGGAGGCCAGGCUGGAACAGGAGAGGAAGCUAGCUGAAUUGAGAGAAGUGAUGGAGGCAGAGAUGAGGACUCAACUUCGACGUCAGGCCGCCGCUCACACAGACCACGUCCAAGAUGUUCUCAAAGUGCAGGAGCAGGAACUGAAAGCUGAAGCUGAGCAGGUCCUGAACAGCAAGCUGUUGGAACAAGAGACUCAAUACCGUCAGCUGAGCCAGGAGCACCUGGAUAACUUCACUCUGGAUAUGAACGCUGCCUACGCAAGACUCAAGGGAAUGGAGGAGGCCAUCGACAGUCACGUGGUUGCAGAGGAGGAGGCUCGAAAAGCCCACCAGCUGUGGCUCAGCGUGGAAGCUCUCAACUACACCUUGAAAACGGCAGACGCCGACACCCCCACGCAGCCGCUCGAGGGCGCCGCUCAGGUGGUGCGAGACAGUUGCCAUGACAACACCUUUGCCUUGGCUCUGGCUUCGGCGCUUCCCCAAGAAUCUCUACAGCGCGGCGUCUACAGCGAGGCGUCUCUCCGCGCACGGUUCUAUGGUCUGCGCUCGCUGGUGCGCAGAGUCGCACUCAUCGACGAAUCUCACAACUCUUUGUACCAGUACUUCCUGUCCUACCUGCAAGCCGCACUGCUGUUUGAGAGUAAGCAGGAAGCACCCCCCGCCCAGCUAAACAGUGAGGAUCUAGACCCGUUCAAGCUGCUGUCAUAUGCCAGCUACUGCCUGGAGCAUGGCGAUCUGGAGUUGGCAGCUAAGCUGCUCAACCAGCUGACAGGAGAGGCCAGGAGAGUGGUGGAGGAUUGGCUUCAUGAAGCCAGACUCACCCUAGAAACCAAACAGGCGGUCAAUUUGUUGUCGGCUUAUGCUAACGCUGUCGGCUUAGGAACCACACAGGCUCCGUAGGCUCAUCUUCUCACCUUUUAGAAAAUGCUUCAGUAUCGUACCCGCCCUGCUUUUCCACACCGAGUUAAUUGUAGAGAUUUUCAUGGAUGAUCGACCACUUAUUUAUUUGUUCUCUGCUCAAGUGUCAUUCACUUGUUUAAAGAAUAGAUCUUUUCUCAAUAAUGCACAUCACAAUAAAUCAUUAGAAAGUGGAAAUUGUUCAU